AAAAGGCCAUUUUGGGGAGCUUUGGUGUGUGGACGUAGAUGGCUAGUCUUUUCCUCCCUUGGUAGCCAUGGGGCCAAUGGAGUUUGCAAGCCAGCAAAGGCACCCAGUGCAAGGAACUCUUAUUUCUGGAUGCAACAAGAGUUAAAACAGAGACACAGACCAAGUGAAGAGUGCAAAAUGUGUGGAAGGAUGUUGGAUGCAAGGGCUAGAAGCAUCCUAUCCAGGACCAUGUGCAAUGCAAAGAGGAAUGUGGAAUUUCUUCCCUGACGUUUCAUGACGGAUUCAUCUACAGAGGCUGCAACCUUGGGCCGGACAUCAAAGAGCGAGAGAAGGCGUGAUGCUGAGCGCAGAGGAGCCCCCAGCCUGGCACUGACACCCACGGAUCGCUCUACGCCUUUCUUCCUUCGGAGAGGUGGGAAGCCAAGGGGGCUCUCCGCUUGCCGGUCCGCCCGCCCGCCCGUCUGUCUGGCGUCUGCCCAGCCGAGAAGGUGCCACAGGCGCUUCUGUCAAUUUGCCAGCGAGAGACUGAGCGGCUACCAGAGACUGAGUUAAAAGGGGGGCGUGGACCAGGCGGAAAGCGCUCGCCGGCAAAGCAGAGAGAGGAUUGCAAACGAUGAGAAAAUAACCCUCGGUUUGGGGUGAGAAUUAGAGCGAGGAAGCCACUCGAGGAAGGUCGGGAGCAAAGAGGAUGGUCCAGCAAAGGAGCGUGAGGAACCGGGGCCCGGAAGCCAAGCGGGAGGUGUGCCCCAAGGACCCCUUGCUCCUGAAGGAUGCCAAAGGAGAGCCGGGGUGGUGCAAGACCCCCAGCGGGCACAUCAAGCGCCCCAUGAACGCCUUCAUGGUCUGGUCCCAGAACGAGCGGCGGAAGAUCAUGGACCAGUGGCCGGACAUGCACAAUGCUGAGAUCUCCAAGCGCCUCGGCCGGCGCUGGCAACUCCUCCAGGACUCCGAGAAGAUCCCGUUCGUCAAGGAGGCAGAGCGCCUGCGGCUGAAGCACAUGGCCGACUACCCCGACUACAAGUACCGGCCCAGGAAGAAAGGCAAGCUGGGGAACGGCAAGUCCCGCCCGAGGGUGCCCGUCAAGAUCAAGCCCUCCGUCCUGGGGCGGGUGGCCUCCUCCCGACGGCAGUCGCCGAAGCCGGACGCUGGAGCUGAUGGCCAGGUGGGACGGUCGACGCCCGAGCCGGAAGACGAUGACGACCCCCUGGAGGUGCGGCUCCUGGAAACCUCUUUGGACGACAGCCCGAAAUUGCCCACCAAGGAGUUCUGGCAUGUGUUGCCUGCCGCUGGCGAGAAAGCAGGGUGGGCAUCCAACUCCGGAGAGCUCAAAGACCACCACCACGCUGCCGGGUUGGCCAAGCCCUUCUUGGACGAGGCGAGGUCCUCCGAGAUCUCGUCCCCAGCAUCCACCCGGUCGCCUCCGUCUUCCUUCGCCUCUUCGGACGAAGAGCUGGAAGAAGAGCUCUUGAGUUUCCUGCCCAGCCGAGUCCAGCCCAACGUGGUGGUGCCCUGCGGGACCCCGGACUGGUCCGUCUUCGACAAAGACCUUGACCUCUUCCCCUUGGGGACCGCCUCUCACUUUGAGUUCCCGGAUUAUUGCACCCCGGAGGUGACUGAGAUGAUUGCCGGGGACUGGCUGAUGUCCAGUAUCUCGGACUUAGUCUUUACAUACUGAGCGGCCACCAGGUAACUCUCAUUUUCUCCGCUAUCAGGUUAUAUAUCAAAAGAAAAAAGAAUCCCAGCUGUUUACAUGCAGGAAUCAGGUAUUCUCCAUUUUCCUCGCUUGCCUUGGCUGCAUUCAAAGGCAAGCUUUCUUUCCAUCAGCCCAUCCCCCUGCUCAGCACACACCCACUUUGCCGGCGUUUGCUGCCGGCUUGGCUUGGUGCGCUGGGGCUUGGGCAUCUCAUCGCCUCUCUUGGCUCCGAAACCCACGGAGAGGGGAGGCAGAGAGGUCCUGGCAGUGUCUAUUUAACCAUGAAAUUUGACUGUCUAAUCAGGUUUUUCAUUGUAAACCUCUCCAGCCAUUUCCCCUGCCACACACCCACACACCCGCCACGGCUCCCCCUCUUCCUCUCGUCCUUGCAGCUGCUUCCCAGCUCCGCCGCCAUCCAUGGCUGAGAGAGACCCCCUCCCUCUCCGCCCCAAGCCCACCGCCUUCCCGUCUUCUGCCCACGUCCCCUUCUCUCAGCUCCCUUUGCUCCUUCUUCACACCUUCUCUGGCUGGCUGGCUGGCUGGCCAUCCGUCCGUCCGGUGGCUCUGAUUUCUGGUACCAUUUCCACGCUUCUCUUUGGACAGUCUUCCAUUUAUUAUUUCUGUAUCCCCACACACACCCUUCUUCCUUUCUCCUCCAUUCGAAAUGGCUCCCGGGGAACGGCAGAAAGGGAAAAAGCUCUUGUCCCAUUUCGGAGAUGAUGCCAAGGGCCAUUUUGCAGCGUGCCUGUCUCCGGCACCCGGGGUGGGUAGGGCUUCCGGGUCCUCGUUCCGCGAGACUUUUCGUGCGUCGCCGUGAUGCACGGGAAUCUCAUUCCAAGAGCCAGGAAAGGGUACGCUUUUGGGGAGAGCGAAGGCAAAGUUGCGCACACGUGGUGCGCACGUGGAUCCGAGUAAGGCACGGCACGCAGGCGCCUGUCUCUCUUUCUCUCGUUCGUGGCAGCUUUGCCUCACCUCCCCAAAAGGAAUUCCCUCAUGUGUGUUUACCCCUUUCUGUGCCAGAGGUGUGCCAUCGGCAGAAGCCAUGGGCCGCCUUCCUUUUGCAAGGCUGCAUUGGAGGGGAGAGAGGAGAAAUAACACCACUUGUCAAUUCAUUGGCAUUAUCUACCUGCCACUCCCUCUUGUGCCCUGUCCUGUUUUCCUUGAUUGAAAAAUUGAGGGUUCCUCUGAAGAGGUCCUGGCACAGGAAGCUCAGCCUCGCCUGGCCCACACCUGGAAAUGAGUGAGCAUGACUCCCAUCCCUCUCGGAGGGCUGUGACUUUCACUGAAGGUCAAAUCAGGCUCUCCGGGAACAGGUUUGCAGCAGAACAUUGAGCAUAGGAGACAUCCCCAUGGCUUGCUAGAAUCUCCCUGUCCAUCCGCUCUUGCCAUCCAGAGAGAAGGCAGAUGCUACGCAGUGCCAACGGGCACUGUUCUCAUGCACCGGCAGGCUUGUUGCCGGAUGGGAGAAGGCGGCACCGUCUGCGCACCAGUUUUCAGAGCACCAUUGUGCUGGAAAGAGAGGUGAAGGGCUGUAUCUAGACAAGUAAAGGUCCCUUCUUCCCAUCUCCCCUCAUGGGAGCUGCUUCCCUUGAGUCCUGCCUCUUUGGUCCAGAGGCACAGAAUGCUGAAAGGCAGGUUCCCCCAAAAGUGGCAUCUCUUAGGAGUUUAGAGGGUGGCCAGAAGGUGGCAUUCACCGACUACAUUUUUGGCCAGAUUUCUCCUGGAGAGACUGGGAAGGGCUGGGCACAUAGGAAGACAGUUCCAAACCAGCUUCAUAUUCUAUGGUUUUCCCAUCCUAAGAAAAAGACCCUUCUGGUGGUUCAAACCAACUUAGCUUUGCAGUGUAGAUGGGAUUUCGCUUCACCAUUUAUAUCAGAUUUGGCUUUAGUAGCUGUUUAUGCUGCAUUUGCCGUCUUUAUUCUAAAUCAUCAAAAUGCCAAAGGGCCAAAGAAGAACUUGUCUGUGAAAUGUGCAUUCUGGCCACAAAACAUUUGCAAACGAUUUAAAGAAUGUGAGGUUUAUUAAAAUUCAUGUUGGACUUCAUAUUUUGAGACUGGUUGUGCAGAGCUGAUCUGACGAUAGCGGUGGUUCCCAAACCUUGGUCCUUCUGAUGUUUUGGGACUUCAGCUCCCAGAAUCCCUUGUUUACUUGGCUUCUGGGAUUUGGAGUCCAAGACAUCUGGAGGCUUGCAGAGGUGAGGAUAGAGUUCGGGCUGCUGAUUGGUCAGGACAUUAGCUUUAGCGAUUUGACACAAAAUACAAAACAGGGCAAGUUUCUAUCCUUUGAUAACUUUGAUAGCAAAUGGAGAGCUCAGUACAAGAAAGGGAGACAUUGGAAUCUGUUUAUGUUUCUCUCAGGCCUUUUCACUUUUAAAAAACCUUUUUUUUCUGUGCUGCCUGAAGUCAAUGCAUUCUGUGCAACAUAGUGUGAAAUUUCAUGUGUCAAAUAUCCGGUGGUUUUCAGGCUCCUCCUUGGACAGGGGUUGGGCUAGAUGGCAUUUAGGGGCAAUCGGACUCCCUAAGCUGGCCCCUUCCUUAUAAUUUGACUUGCCACUCCCAUCAUCCUUGGCUGUUGCUCACGAGGAAUGAGAGUUCGACUGCAAACAGUAGGGCAAAAUUUAGGUUGAGGAAAGUGGAUCUAGGGGACUUUGGUUAUAUGGAAUGGGAUGUUCUCCGACCAAAAAAUGAAAACCAAAUUGUACUUUAGUGAGGCACCAGCACUCUUUAGCAGAGAAGGCAUUCGAUCUUGUCAAACAUACAGCUCAUAUGAUUCUGUAGCAUUGAGCCAUGGCAGUUAAAGUGGUCCCAAACUGAAUUCACUAUCCAAUGUAGAUGCACUCUGGAUGCUCCUAGACUGGAACUCCCAAUAGCCUUACCAUAUGCUUAUGCUGCGAGAUGCAGUCCUGUAAUUGAAGAGGAGAUUUCCUUUGAUGGUUGUAGAAAGGUGCCAGUUACAGAAAUAUUAUUAAAUGGAUGGUGGUGAUAGAUGGAUUGAUAGAUACUCUGCACAUGCUUGAAUGUGCAUGUUUUCGUCUACACCCUUAAAAAUAACUUCACCCAAAUAAGCGCAGGACUUAUUUUCUUCUCUUUUCCCCAUUCCUUCCCAGGAGCUUUCUCCAUCCCUUCGCUUUUUUUAGCCAUCGCAAUUUUGCUAAUUAUAUUUGCUAAUCUUAGAAACCUCGUUACGUUUCCAGAUUUCUAGGAUUUCUCUGGCGUGCUGCUGGGAUUGGCUGCGUAGAGGCACCGGCUUCCCGUGGGAUGCGUUUACACUGUAGAAUUAAUGUGGUUUGAUGCCACUUUGAACUGCCAUGCCUUAGUGCUAUGGAACCAUAGGUGUUGUUGUUUUGCAAGGCCUGGUUGUGUUGGCAUCUCACCCAACUACAACUCCCAGGAUUCCAAUAAUAAUAAUAAUAAUAAUAAUAAUAAUAAUAAUAAUAAUAAUAAGUUUAUUUAUAUCCCGCCUCCAUCUCCCCCGAAGGGGACUUGGGACAGCUUACAGCAAAAUCAAAAUCAUAGCAGUUAGAGAGCUUUCAAACUGAAUUAAUUCUACAGUGCAGAUGUACCCUUGAAGCUCAGAGCACACACACCAUCUCUAUAAAGAAGUAACUUUUCCAAGCUUUAGCAGAGGACUAUACUGUUCAGGCCAGCCUAUGGAGGACUCUUCUUUUUAAUCACUUUUGCAAUGCUUUACUUUGUAUGAAAGACCCAUCAAGGAAUCCUUGGAAAAGUCACUUUUAUGUACUACAACUCCCAAGAGUCCUUUAGCCAUCCUAGAUUCAGGAGCUGUCUGGGCGCUGUAGUCCAAAAAUAACACUCCUUUAAACUGAGCCGUAUGAAUUAUGUUAAUAAGCAGUUAUAUCAAUAUGCAAGUGUGUUUCAUUUGCAUACAGGCUUGAGCUAGAUUUUUCCAGCUUCUUUAUAUUGCUGCAUUUUUACUAUAUACCCAUGUUGCCUAUUUGUAGCCAUUUGAUACCACUCAAAAUGUGGCAUCAAAUUCUCCCUUCUAUGGAAUAUUGGGAUUUGUAGUUUUCUAAGAGGCUUAGCCUUCCCUGUUGGUACUAGAACUCUCCAGCUUUGCUGCUAGAAAGUACAACCAGCCUUCCGCAUUUGCAGGUUUAGUUAUGGAAGAUUUGAUUAAGUUGUCCUGCUCGACUCUGGUCACUUUGUGCUGGACGUUGACUAUUAUAUUGACCUGGAGGACCUCAAGAUAACUUGAUACAACACUUUGCAAGGCAUUUGAAGGUUUUCUAGUGCAAUUCUAUGGUCAACUUCCGCAGUUGUGUUGGAAAAGCAACAGAUUGCAGGUUACUGUGAUCACUUGGAUAUUGUGUAAGGUGAAUGUGUUGGCCAGAAUGCAGAUUUGACUCCUAAAAAGCAUUUGCACUCGCUACAGCUCAAGAAAGCCUGAAGAGGUUCUGUAUUAAUUCUGGAGUUAAUACAGCUUUGCACCACUUUAAUUUCUAUGGCUCAAUGCAAUGGGACCCUGGGAGUUGUAGUUUCACAAGGCCUUUUAGUGUUGGCGUCUCAUCAAACUACAACUCCUAGGAUGCCAUAGCAUGGAGCUCUAGCAAUUCAAGUUGUGCCAAAGUGCAUUAAUUCUACAGUUCACUUUCAGUCUUAACAAGGCAACUAAGAGACAUUAGCUGUGCAAAAGACCUGUCUUGGCAAGGCAGAAAAUGACUUAGAUUUAGCAGGAUAAACACAGAUGUGUACAAUUAAAUAAUAUCUUGGAUAUGGGGACUGUCUCAAGAACAGGCAUGGGUUAGUGAUACUCGCACUGAGUCACACAGGAGAGAGAAAGAUGGAUUCUUUCAUCCUUAUAUAGCAGGAAUGUCUUUGGCCCUUCAGGUGUUUUGGACUCCAACUCCCACAAUUCCUAACAGCCGGUAGGCUGUUAGGAAUUGUGGGAGUUGGAGUCCAAAACACCUGAAGGGCCCAAGUUUGCCCAUUCCUGGUUGUUGGGAAUCUUCCCCAGCCAUAUUCCUUCCAGUUAAGUUGAGUUUCAAAGUCCAUCAUCCCUGGUAACAUCUUGCAUUUCCAGCUGUGGGUCAGGGAGUUGUAGUUCAACACAAAUGGCUCUUGGACCCGGAAGUCCUGCCUUUCCUUCUCCCAAACCUUCAACCUCGGAAAUCCUUGUUUGCUUUAUUGUCUAUGUAACAUGUAUGUGUGAAGAAAGCACUCUGCACAUGCUUCAAGGUCCUCUUGCAACGUCACAAAUCUCAGGGCACAAAGGCUCUGAAACUGGGUGCGGAUUGCGCCUGGCCAUUACCCAGCCAUGCACAGAGAUGCCCUUUUUUUGCGAUGCCAGCCUCUUCUGAAGUCUAUGCCGCUGUCUGUCUGUCUGUCUGUCUUUCUAUCUGUCCUCUUAUCUUAUCUAUCUAUCUUCUCUAUCUUUUCUAACCUUUCCAGUUCAGGUUCUUGGACUGGCUAUUUUUCUCGCCUUGCCCGAAGGGGCCCUAUCUCUUGCCCAUGGGGACCAGUUUGGCCUCACGAACUACUCAGAGUUUACAAACUUUUCAGGCAAAAAAAUAUAAUAUAUAUAAAAAAGUAACUUUCCUCAGGUUCCAGAACCCCGGGGCAGGAUCAAACCUGCCUCAGGGUCUGACCCACAACCAUGGAGUCGGGGCCGGUGUUUUUUUCUACUGGUUCUGUCUCCCUUCCUAACGACUUCAAGCACAAACUUCACAACGCUUCCUCGCAGAGCCUGUCGAGGUUGCUUUGGGAGCGGAACAACAACACCCAGCAUCCCUUGGAGCCAGCAAAUAGGAAACAAAGACAAAAACUUGUAAUGGGAGUACUUAGUUUGGGAAAAAAUUGUAUUUAUAGCAUGAAAUAACUUAUCUGCAGUCCUUUCUUCUGUGCCAUAGAAAGGACAACUGUUGGUGCCCUGCUGCUUCCGAUAUAUAUGGUCACAUACAUAUAUAUGAUCACAGUAGACUCUCAAUUAACCGGCACCCAUUGGGAUAAGAUACAGUACCGGAUACAUGUUGUUUCUGGUUGCACAAGAGUUGCUAUUAAAAAUAAUACUAUGCCCCUUAUUGCAUAUCAUACCAUAAAAACUGUAUCAAAUUAAUAUUAUUCAAAGCAAGUUAAGACAAAGUUAAUGUCACAAGAGUUUUAACUGUAUUCUAAAAACAGCUAUGAGAAUGUCGUAUGGAUUAUAGCUUGGAUUGCUUUGCCUGUUGCUUGAGAGUUCCGGUUAACUGAGAGUCCACUGUGUAUACACGUUUAUGUGUAUACAAAACAAAACAAAAAUCAAUGGGUUGGUGUGAGUUUUCCGGGAUGUAUGGGAAAAAGAACUCUUGUCUGUUUGCGGCAAGCGUGAAUGUUGCAAUUGGCCAGCUUGAUUAGCAUUGAAUGGCCUUGCAGCUUCAAAGCCUGUCUGCUUCCUGCCUGGGGAAUCCUUCGUUGGGAGGUGUUCUCUGAAAACAUAACUCCGAAUGGCAGGACAUAUGCUUCACAUUUGAAAAUGUAUGUGUUAUGAUAUAUAAUGUUAUGACAUAAUGUAUGAAAUGUAUGUGUGUUAUGAUAUAAUUCCUCUCUAACCUAUUUAAAACAUGAGAGUCCUGGAUAACUCGUAUAUAUAUAUACAUACACACACACACACACACACACAUAUACAUAGUGUGUGUGUGUAUGUGUGUAUAUAUAUAAUGCAAAACAAAAAAUAAUAAUACUGGAAGUGGCAGGGCAUGUACUGCAAAUUUGAAAAACAAUUGGUAUUUUUCUUAUGAAAUAAUUCCUCUGCAAUGUAUUUAAAACAUGAAUUGCGACUCCUCAAGCUAUUUCGGAAUAUUUCUAUACUGUAGAAUGAGUCCAUUGCUGGCUAUGGGGGAUUCUGGGUGUUGUUAUUUCCUCCCGAAGUAAUUCUCUAACAAAAGCUCUGUUUUCCUCUUGUCCUGACUUUUCUCUCGGAGCGGUUUAUAAUUUUGGGUUGAACGGGGGUGGGAAAAAAAGGGUGGGACUGUGUUUGUAAGGGGAGAAGAAAAAGGAAAAAAAAAGUGGUGUUCGCUCAGUGUUGAAUCCACACGGAAAAAGACGAAGUGUGCGACGUUUAGUGCAUUAGAGAUGUCUGGAGCGUCCGUCUCUCUUCCGUCCCUUUUCUGUUUUGAAAAACAAAAAUCUCUGCUGUGAAUAACCUUUUCCUUCGCGUUCCUGCCGCCUGUACUUUUUUGGUUUACCGUGCGUGCGUGGGUGUGUGUGACUUGUUGGAAAAUUUUAAAAUAUAUAUAGAUAUAUAAUAUUCAUAAUAAUAAUAAUAAUAAUUUUUUGAAUAAUAAAAAAUAAGAAAAUAAAACUCUUUCUCAGGUACAAAAAACUCCAGCAAGGGGUUUUCUCAGCCCCUUUUUUUUCUUCUUAAACCUCUCCCAACGCUUGACAGUUUUCUCCGCAGGUGCCAACAGCAGCAACCAGAAUGGUGAAAGGACUAAUAAUGAUUAGUAGUAGUAAUAAUAAUAAUAAUAAUGAGGAUACGGUACUAAUAAACACGGUCUGCCUGCAAAACGGUGCUCUAAGCUGUGGGUUUCCUUCUUGGUAAAUGUUGUGUUUAGUGGUGACUGUGGUCUUGGAAGAAAGUAGGAUUGUAGGGGGGGGAAAAAAGUUAAUGGCACGUGAUCCAUCUAUGUGGUUAUGUGACUAGCUCGGGAAAUGGUGAAAUGGUGGUUGUAAUCUUGGAAUAAAGUGUGUUCUUGGUCUGGA
Molecule: messenger RNA, 9390 nt
Organism: Anolis carolinensis (green anole)
Lineage: Eukaryota; Metazoa; Chordata; Lepidosauria; Squamata; Anolidae
Gene: sox12
Product: SRY-box transcription factor 12
Exons: 3
Coding region: 689-1675 (328 amino acids)
Biological process (GO): cell differentiation; positive regulation of transcription by RNA polymerase II; anatomical structure morphogenesis
Molecular function (GO): RNA polymerase II cis-regulatory region sequence-specific DNA binding; DNA-binding transcription factor activity, RNA polymerase II-specific
Source: RefSeq, a predicted model, not a curated record